CGCUCUUUCUGCACCCGGCGCAUUGUCGUCGCGGCUGCGAGUGUGAGAGGGGGCGGGAGGUGCUGCUGGUUCCGGGUGCGGGAGCCGAGGCAGCGCUGGCGAGCCCGUUGGAGGCGCGUCUUUGCUUUUAUUUUUGAGGCUGCCGUCGAGGUGGAGGAGGCUGGGCCGCGGCCGGGCCUGGAGGAACAGCCGGCUGACGAGGGGGCGGCUUCACGCCGGCGCCGGUAACCUGAGUGACCACAAGCGCUGCCCGCGCCUCGCCCCACCUGACCCCGAGGUGUAAACGCUCACCGAUGUAGUUGCUGCAGUUGUGGAGGCUCCUCCGGGAUAAAACAUCCUGGUUUGUAGCAUGAUUCUGAAUUUAGGUGGGAUUAAUUUCCUUCGCUCUGGUUUGAUUUAGCUGGGUUGUCAGUGCCAUCGAAAGGACCUUCUGAAGACCACCGCUGGUAAUUUGCAAACAGAUGUCGAUGUGAGUGAAGGGUUUGUGUCAGCUCUUCUUCAGAGUGGCGGUUUUGCUGACUUGUGUUACUUCCCCCCCCCCUUUCAAAAUUAUUGCAUCUUGCUCCCAGCGGCUCCAUUCGGGGAAUUAACAUUCCAAGGUGUGCGGGAACAUUUUGCUUCAUUUUUAUUGAAUAAAGAACAAAAUGGGGAAAAUGCAGAGAAGAGAUGCAGCAAUCUGGCAACAAACCAAAGCACUUAUCUACAGAAACUUUCUCAUAAAGCAACGGAACAAAGAUCAAACGAUGCAGGAGUUGCUGUUGCCACUCUUUUUAGUUUUUGCCUUGGUUUGUUUAAGUGUUCUUGUACCUCCGCAAGUGUAUUCUAAGACGCUCACCAGUGAACCAGAAGAUUUGGAUGAUUUCAUACCACGGAACUACAGACUUGGAUAUACCCCAGUGAACAAUCACACUGCAGAAAUUAUGGGGGAAGUAGGAAAACUCCUUGAUAUGUUACCUCAUGGAUUUAUUGAUGAGCAAGCAAUGGAAGACGUUUGCUGUUCCUAUGCUUCAAGACCAUUGGUGGGCGUUUCUUUCAUCAGUCCUUUGUCAUAUCAACUUCGUUAUCCCUAUAAUAAAGUUCCAACUACUACAGAAAAGAUUGAUUACAUUGAUGAGAAAGCAAGCUGUCGUUUGGAUUCUGCUUCCUUGAGUCAACUGACAGAUUGUCCUGGAGCCAUGUACCUAUUGUCAGGAUUUGCAACGAUUCAAAAAUAUAUUGAUAUCGCCAUUAUUAAGACCCAAACCAAUUAUACCAUUUGGAAGGAUAUCAUGCCUCUGCAAAUACAGAUGAUGGGGCUACCAAGUCAUGUUGGCGCAGACAUCUUUUCCCAUCUUGUCACUUCUCUCUACUUCGUGAUUGCUUUUGUCCCAUUUGUCAAUUUUCUGCUGAUCAAUCUUGUAACAGAGAAAAAGGAGGUGAAAGAUGUGAUGAAGGUGAUGGGACUAUAUGACUCUGCUUUCUGGCUAUCCUGGGGCUUCUUGUAUAUGAUUUUAAUCUUCAUCCUAUCUUUGGUGAUGGCAAUCAUUGCUACUCAGACGUCUCUGUUUCCAAGAAGCAGCAUACUGAUCAUCUUUCCUUUGUUGUUCUUUUUUGGAAUAUCUAUUAUUCCCUUUUCUUUUCUGCUGACUCCACUUUUUAAGAAUCAGAAGAUUGCUGGCUUGGUUGGAUCAUUAUUGCUGAUGGGUUUUGGAUUAUUUAGCCAUCUUACCAUGCUGAUUAGAGAUUUUCCAGUGUCUGCUGUAUGGCUGCUUUGUUUGUUUUCCCCUAGUGCCUUGGGCAUUGGGAUUUCACAGGUUGUUCUUCUUGAAGCCAUUGGUGAUGGUGCUCAGCUCUCAAAUCUGUCAGCAAGCCCAUUCCCCUUGUAUAUCCCUUUUAUCAUGCUAAUACUAGACAGUUUCCUAUAUUUGCUUGUUGCUGUAUAUCUUGAUCAAGUCCUCCCAGGUGAAUUUGGGCAACGUCAGCCUUUCUUCUAUUUCCUUCAGCCUUCUUAUUGGCUCCAUAAAGAAAAACAUUAUGAUCAAAUUGAUUGUGAAAAUGAACUUGGCCAAGGAUCUGCAUUUAGUGAGGUGGUAGAAACAGUACCUGCAGAGUUUAAAGGAAAAGAAGCAAUCAGGUUAAGUGAUGUUCACAAGUUAUAUAAGGGAAAGGAGAAGAAGGUGGAAGCGCUGAAAGGUUUGUCAUUUGAUAUAUAUCAAGAUCAGAUUACAGCACUGUUAGGCCACAGUGGAACUGGAAAGACAACGUUAAUUAGCAUUCUCUCAGGACUGUGUCCUCUGUCAGAUGGAAGUGCAACAGUUUAUGGGUACAGAGUUUCCGAAUUAGAUGAAAUAAUUGAAAUCAGAAAAAUGAUAGGUUUUUGCCCACAAUUUGAUGUCCUAUUCUACAGUCUUACAGUAAAGGAACAUUUAAAAAUAGUUGCUAUGAUAAAGGGAAUUGCAGCAAAAGAAAUUGAUAAAGAGGUGCUGAAUGUCAUUAAAGAAUUGGAUAUGGAAGCAAUUAUGGAUGUCCGUGCAGAAAAACUCAGUGGUGGACAAAAGAGAAAGCUGUCAAUGGGAAUGGCCAUUUUGGGAGAUCCUAAGGUUUUACUACUUGAUGAACCAACUGCUGGGAUGGACCCUUGUUCUCGGCAGCAAGUGUGGGCCUUGCUGAAAAAGAGGAAAGCAGGAAGGGUGAUACUACUGACGACUCAUUUCAUAGAUGAAGCUGAUAUUCUGGCAGAUCGUAAAGCUGUCAUUUCGCAAGGGCAGCUCAAAUGUGUUGGCUCCUCACUGUUCCUCAAAGCAAAGUUUGGUGUGGGUUACAAUCUCAGAAUGUCUGUGAAUGAAUCCUGCUAUUCUGAUAAAGUGACGUCAUUGAUUAAAUAUCACAUUCCUAAUGCUGAGUUUUCACAGCUACAUGAUCUGGAAUUAGCAUAUGUUCUGCCUCUUCAGGAUGUUAACAAAUUUGCAGGGCUGUUUGAAGAUUUGGAUAGCCGUACCAAUCUGGGAAUUGACAGCUACGGGGUUUCCAUGACAUCUUUAGAAGAGGUUUUCCUGAAACUGGAGUCAGAAUCUGAAAUGGAUCAAGCAGAUUACAAUGUUUUUACCAGGGAUCCAGCACCAGAUGUGAUAGCAAAUGAAGAUGAUGUUUGCAUUGAUUGCAUUGAUCAUCAACUCCUGACUUUUCCAGAAACUAAUUCAGCAAUGCUGACUGGCUCUGCUCUGUGGGAUCAGCAGUUCCGUACUUUAAUCUGGUUACGUUUUAUGAAUUUCAUUCGAGAACGCAGUACACUUCUUUACAUCAUUUACAUUCUUGGCCUUUUGAUAUCCAUCGUGGUCAUGAUGGCUUUAAUAAAUGGUACACUUGGUAGAAAGGAUGUUGCGGUGGAGCUAUCCCCAGAGUUGAUUCUUCUACAACAAGGUCAAAAGCGGCUCAAGUAUACUACUAGCCUCCUCCUGAAAAACUCCACAGACAGUAGUAUUGAUAAACUUAUCCAUGGUUUGGAAGCUCAGAAUGUGAAAGUCGAGUUGUUCAAUGAGAGGGAGUUCACAGAUGUUGCUCCACACAAUGCAGCAUUAAAUGUGACGCUAUCAGAGGAGAAACAAUAUAUAUUCACGGCAGUAUUCAACAGCACCUUGGUUCACUCACUGCCAGUCUUGAUCAACUUGAUCAGUAAUGCUGUUCUUAUUAGUGUAAAUGGAUCUGGAAGGAUUCAAGCCUGGAGCAAACCAUUCCAUUUCACAAUCACUGAUGCAGACUUUAAGGAAAAGGUUUAUAUGGCUUUGGCAGUAUUGGGCUUUCUCUCAGCGGCAUUGCCAGGAUGCUACACCAUGGACAAUUCAAGAGAUCGUGAGAUUAAAUCUCGCUCUCUACUCCGGAUAUCUGGUCUUUUUCCUUCAGCAUACUGGUGUGGCUAUGCAUUGGUGGAUAUCCCUACUUAUUUCAUCUUACUUGUAUUCAUGCUUGGCUUUGUGAUUGCAUUUAAUUCCACAUUUUUGCUUCAUGUGGGUGCUAUAAUUUCAAUGAUGCUGUGUCUGAUUGGCUGGGCCCCAGCGAUGACACUCUUCUGCUAUGCUUAUUCCUUCAGGUUUGAACGAAUUCAAUCUUCUCGAGACUUUUUUAUGAUCUCUUCAGUUAUGAUCAAUAUAGCUUCAGUCAGUCUAGUAUUCAUAGUCCGGCUAAUACUGAAAGAAACCGCUGCCACCAUGCUGCACUCCAUUUUCUCAGUCUUUAUUCCACCAUAUGUAAUUACAGGAUGCUUAUACUUCACAGCCAAAGUAUUUCUGGAUCACAAGGAUGAGCCCAACCCAACAUUGGGAACAUACCUGCAGUGGGAAAAGAACAUCCUGAUAACUAUCAUCUCGCCUUAUAUUCAAUGCAUAGUUCUGCUACUUGUUCUACGUCGACUAGAACAGAUUCACGGAGGAAAAGCAAUUCGAGCAGAUACAUGUUGCAGAAUAUUUCCUUCAAAAAAGAAAUUCAAACUCAACAUAGAAGAACCUGAGAAUGAGGAUGACGAUGUCAAAGCAGAGAGGGCGAGGGUUCGAGAGGCUUUAACUUGUCAGAGCUGUGAGGAGAAACCAGCAAUUGUGGUCAAUAAUAUGCGUAAAGUUUACACAGGAAAGCUACAGGCGUGCAAAUGGUUUUCAAAGAAAAAAAGUAAAAAUACAGUGGCAAUCAAAAAUGUCUCCUUGUGUGUAAGGAAAGGUGAAGUUCUGGGAUUACUGGGCCCAAAUGGUGCUGGAAAAAGCACAACUCUUUCUGUGAUAACGGGAGAUUUGGAACCAUCGGCUGGCCAGGUAUUGAUGGGAGAUUAUUCAGCUGAUGGUUUGCAGAGAGAAAGCUCUGCAGAGACUAUUGGCUAUUGUGCACAGGUGAACCCACUCUGGCCUAAGAUUACUGUUCAAGAACAUAUGGAGAUAUAUGCUGCUAUCAAGGGACUUAGUAAAGAAGAUGCAGCAAGUGCUAUUAAACGCAUUGUGAAAGCACUUGAUCUGAAGGAGUAUUUACAGAAACCAACAAAGCAAGUCUCCACUGGAAUAAAAGAAAAGUAUUGUUUCUCUUGUUUUGAAGUUGUGUUUCGCAUUUGUGCCAUGCUGGGAAAUCCUCAGAUAGUGUUAAUGGAUGAACCAUCGACGGGUAUGGAUCCUAAAGCUAAACAGUUCAUGUGGAAAGCAAUUCGUGCUGCAUUUAAGGACAGACAACGUGGUGCCAUCCUGACCACACACUAUUUGGAAGAAGCUGAAGCACUUUGUGAUCGAUAAAACUUGGAUUAUCUUGGUUGUGAACAGUGUAUUGGCUCCAUUCAGCAUCUAAAGAGCAAAUAUGGUGGUGGAUAUACACUGGAAAUGAAAUUGAAAGAUGAGACCAUUGAAUCGCACCGAAAAUCUGAGAUUCAUGAUAAAAUAAUACAAAUUUUUCCCCAUGCUCUCUCAACAAGAAAGGUAAAUUUUGUUGCAAUGAUGACAUACAAAAUUCCCAAAGAUGAUGUGAAAUCUUUGUCAAAAGCAUUUUCGCAACUUGAAGAAGCUAAACACCAUUAUGACAUAGAAGAAUAUAGUUUCUCACAGUCAACACUGGAACAGGUUUUCAUGCAGUUUGCUAAAGAACAAGAAAAUAAUGAAGAGGAUUAUAAAGUUCUGAAUACAAGCUUUCGAUGGCAGCAACUUCAACAAAAUGAAUGUUAAGAUGAUUCAAAGUUGUUCUCUGCCUUAUGACAAGGAAACCUCAAUAUGUUAUUAAGCUGAUGUUUACUAAAUCAGAUUUCCUGAUUGUUUAAUCCAGUAACAUUUGGGAUGAAGAUACUGCACCAGUUAAGGCAUGUGGUUGCAAUAAUCUGUUCAGCUAUCUGGGAAGUAGUAUUCAUUCAGUCUAAGUGGUGCAGAUAAAAGGAGAUUGCAAAAGAAAAUAUACUGCUACAUUUAAAAACUCUGAACCUGGAAGUGCUUUAUUUAUUUUCAUUUAAGUGUAGUGAAGAUCUUGAUACAUGUUUAUAUCUGACAAUAACCAACCUGCAUGUUUAUUGUGCCAGAGAUGUUCUCUAAUAUGAUAAAAUGAUAUUUUCUAAUAUAUAAACCCUUGCUGUUUGUACCCCUCUCUGUAGCAAUAAUUCUCCACAAGGUGCAUUGCACGAGAUUCUUUUCUGUCCCUCAGAUUUACCAUUGGCUGAUGCUUCCACAUUUCAAAUCCAGUCAGACAAAAAUUAGGAAUUUGUUUUUCUCAGGCUAAAGUUGACAUUUUCCUAACAAAAGUUCGAAGGUCAUUCAUGUUUUAACUAAAAAUAAGUAAAUUUGUUUCCAGAAUAAUAGCAUUGAUUACAAAUAAUAUUGUGAUUAUUAUAGUUUGUGUACAUAAUACUUUUCAAUAAUUUUUGCUUCAAUACACUUUCAAAGUUAAAAAGGAAUGGAUGUUGACCUGCAUUAUUAUACAUAAAUUCAAGUUUUAAAGGUCAAAUUUGUAUAAUGUAUUUUUUUACACCAUAUAACUGCAAAGCAAAUCAUACAGACCAAAUUUAAGUAUACUUUCAUAAUUACAGGUUUUUAUUGUUUCUGCUUUAUAGCUAGUCUGUAGAAACUUAACCUGUUUAACCAAAGGUGUAUGAAAAAAAUCUUGCUUGGUGAUGGUUAUUGCAUUUAUGAAUUCUUACUGAUCUUAAUCCAUCCAGCAGAAUCCACUCUGCAGCAGAGUUAUGUAUAACAAUGCUAAGCUGUGUCAUAGUGUUCUGUGUUGUAAUAGCAAGUUGAAUAAGGGGUUUUAAAAACAAAGCCACUAUUCUGUUCCAUUUGUUUUUGUUAGUACAAGUAGCUACACAAUAUUCACAGUAAGACAGUGAAAAGAUUAAUUGAUGCAGUUUACCAAAACUGUUAAUACUUUGUCCUGACAGAUUUAAGCAACCAUCGUGAUAUCAGUUUCACAAAAACUGCAGCACAAUGUAAAUAAUUGCUGCCAGUUCACUAAGACAAAAAGCAAAGUUUAAUAAUACUUUUAGCUUCGGCAAUCAUAUCUGAAUUUUGAGUAUUCAGCUAUACUUUUUAAAUAAAGACCAACUCGUACAUCACAGGCCACUAAGAUUUUAUGAUCACCUUGUGCACCUUUUGUAUUUGAGUGUUUUAUGCCUUUUGUAAUUUGGAAUCUUAAGUUCAAAUGAGCAGUGUUUUGAGAAAUUUUGGUUUUAAUUUUGUAAUUGAAUGUGCAACUAUUUCUUAUAGCUGCCGGCAGACGUGGAAAAUGUAAUAACAUGAAAAAGCAAACCAGUUGAGCCUGAGUACACCAAGAUGUUCUGAACAAUGUGAUUCAAGUUACUGCUACUUAGGAACAGUGUGUACUGUAAUUGUUAAUUCUUAAAAGAUGGUAACAUAAUGAGAGAGGUUGCAUUCUUCUAAACUAAUGCAAGCUAUUGAAUUUCAUAUGCCUUAAAAUAUUUGGACAAUAUCAGUUGUAUUACUUGGCCAUCUUGUUGAGUAGAGUGAACACAUACACCUUUACUGGGAACAGAAUUUUUUUAAUAUAUGCACAACAAAGCUAUUUUGGUAUUUCUGUAGCUGCACAUUUGCGUCCCAGCUGUCAAAUAGUUUCAAAGUAACUCUCCCCACUUUUUUUUUCCAAAGAUUAUUAGGUUGAAUUUUAUAGUUGGAAAGGUUUUGAUUUCAUUGUAAUACAUGGAUUUGUGAAAGUUGCAGUAGGUCAAAGUCAGAUGAGUUUAUUGAUGAUGUGUUAAUCUUUACUUGGGACUGUUGACCCCUUUGAAUAGCUGUGAUCUAUUUUCCCCUGUAGGUGCAGCAGCGUAGACUUUACAAUUUUAGUUUUAUCUUUCAAAGGAGUAAAUAAGCAGUUACACUCUAGUUACUUUCAUUUACUGAUUGUAAUUGUUUUGUUUGAAAAUCAAAAAAAAUGUUCCAAAUCUGAAAUAAAAAUAGAAAAUGCAGGAAACAUUCAGCAGGUCAGGCAGCAUCUGUGGGAAGAGCAACGGAGUUAACAUUUCAGGGUUGAUAGUCAUAGACCUAACUCUCAAGUUUCCAGCAUUCUGUUUUUAUAUUUCUGAUUUCAUUGGUUUGGUAGCAUGUUAGCUUUUGUGCUUUACUACUUUUCCAUCAUGCUUCUGAGGGUAUUAUAAUUGAAGUUACCACUGUGUGAUCUUUUCUUAAUAUUGUUAAACAUUCUUAACAGCAUAUGUAAUUGAUGUUUUUAAUCACGUCUCAUUACAAAUGGGUUUUGUUCAUUUUAAUAGUUGUACUUGUUUUCAUGUUCAGAGUACUGUUUUCAGCUUUCAUUGUAGUUCCAGUGGAUUAACUUAAUGAUUCUUUAUAUAGCAUUGAAUGUCAGAGUUCAGGAUUCACACACAGUUUGUGAGAUCUACCCAGUUUUAGAUAUUUAAAGUGUUAUCAGUGUGUAUAACAUAAUUACAUUCUAGACUUUGUUAGUGCCUGUCAAUAAAGAAAAAUUACAUUUAAUUUUGACAUCUCAUUUAAUCAAAUUUUUUAAAUUAAAGCUUUUUUAUAGGGUAAACAGUUUGUUUUUGCAAUUGUAGAUCCAAAAUUAAAGUGAGGCUUCCACUUUUUCAAUCAUGUAAAAGUUUAAUCAUAUUAAACAAGGGUCACAAAAUUAAAAAUAUUCCAGGUGGAAUAAUAAAACUGCCUAUUUUAUAAAAGUAAGGCAUCAGAAAACUUGGGUAAUAAACAAGAUGGGUUGUAUAGAGUGUUAAAAGAGGGUCCAUAACAAAAUGGAUUUGAGUUAAUACAGUGAAUGGGGAAAAUAUGUAGUGUUUGCCUGGCUGAGGGAACUGCACCAGUGUAUAAUGUAAAGAGGUUACAUCCAGAACAUUAGAACAAAAACAUGUUUGCUCAUAUACUGAAAAUGCAAACAAUUAAACCUGAUCUUCAGAUCUAUAAUGUGGAACAUUCAUUACCAAGAACAAUUAAUUUGUCUGUAUUGCAUGUUGUUAAAUAAUUAUAAAUAAAAUAACAGCACUUGAAGAAA
This is a messenger RNA of Pristis pectinata (smalltooth sawfish), 8955 nucleotides long. It is a transcript of the gene abca5, whose product is annotated as ATP-binding cassette, sub-family A (ABC1), member 5. Gene Ontology annotation, biological process: lipid transport; transmembrane transport. Gene Ontology annotation, molecular function: ATP hydrolysis activity; lipid carrier activity; ABC-type transporter activity. Lineage: Eukaryota; Metazoa; Chordata; Chondrichthyes; Rhinopristiformes; Pristidae. The record is from RefSeq and is a predicted model, not a curated record. Gene Ontology annotation, cellular component: membrane; intracellular membrane-bounded organelle.